AAGCGCCUCUCACCAAGAAACCACCGCCGCCGCCGCCGCCGCCGCCGCCGCCUCUCCACCUACAAGUCCAAGCCUCUCGAGGCGUCUCCGGCGGCGACCGAAGCGGCAGCAUGAAGCGCCUGCUCAGGCGGCUCUCCCGCGUGGCCGCGGCCGACGCCGGCGCAUACCAGCCGCUCCGGACGGACGCGAAGGCCGCCGCGUCGGCCUCCUUACCCGGCGGCGCCCGGCGGCUGUGCUGCGGCGCGCGCGUGCCGGAGGGCCACGUGCCGGUCUGCGUCGGCGAGGAGGGCGGCCCCGUGGAGCGCUAUGCCGUGCGCGCCGAGCUCCUAGGCCGGCCGGCGUUCGCGGGGCUGCUCCGGCGCGCCGCGCAGGAGUACGGCUACGGCCACCCCGGGGCGCUCCGCAUCCCUUGCCCCGUGUCCGACUUCCGCGCCCUCCUCCUCCAGCUCUCCUCCCCUGGCGGCGACCACGCGGACGACGAGGCGGCGGCGCUCUACCACUACUAAGCAUCGGCAACCCGCCGGCCGCCGUUCUCCCCGCCCCUGCCCUUCUGGUCCCUGGGCAGUCACCGCUUUCUCCACGGUGGACAUCAUUAAAAUUUGCCCCCUUGGCAAAACGGUAACGCCGGCAAUCGCAGCGCCAAGUGCUGCUUGCUCUCGAUGUCUUCUUACCGAUUCACCUGUGCGUGGGAUCCAUGUACAUAUUGAGGCGGGUUAACCCUGUGGUGGGGGUAGGACGGAGAUUUCGCCGCAUUUUCUCCUGCAGCUCAACAGUUUUAGUACCUGCUGUUUGGUGGGAAUUAGAGGAAUUUUCUUUUCUUUUCUUUUCUUUUUCUCCCUUGUUUUGGGUGUUCGUCUAGAUCAAGCUCUGCCUCUAGCUCUAAUGGUGGCUGUAAUGGAGUAGUAGCAAGUACUUGUCUUUCGUUUCCUAGGGGUUUUGAGAUCUUAGCAAUACAUGUAAGCCGCAAGGUUUAUCUCCUGUGACUGAGACCGAGGAAAUUUCCAUUGCGAAAUGCCAGCCAGUA
Phragmites australis (common reed) is the source of this 1024-nucleotide messenger RNA. Its product is annotated as auxin-responsive protein SAUR71-like. The coding region runs from base 111 to 506 and encodes 131 amino acids. Lineage: Eukaryota; Viridiplantae; Streptophyta; Magnoliopsida; Poales; Poaceae. The record is from RefSeq and is a predicted model, not a curated record. Gene Ontology annotation, biological process: response to auxin. The transcript has a single exon.